GAACGCGAGCUCUUGAGAGUUAAAAUUGCCUGCUGGGCCGGCCUAAUUGCGCAGUCCCCUCCCGUACGCAUGGGGCGCUGUAGCUGCACUAGGUCAGGCUCCGCUACUUUCUCACUAUUUCUGCGGAGGACUCGCUACGCUCAGAGCAGCCAUGGCCACCGCUUUCUCGCUCCGCUACCUCUACAGAGCGCGACCCGUGCCGCGCUUCCUACAUGUUGCGCUGCAGUGGUUUCCACAGCGUGGUCACCGACUGUCGCUAGCUGAUGAUGAAUUGUAUCAGCGGACUCACAUUUCUCUGCUGCAACGCGAGUUCCCGCACAUCAUGUACAUUGACAGUUACAACAGCCGAGGCUUCACUAUCAACGGAAAUCGAGUGCUCGGUCCUUGUGCGCUGCUCCCGCACUCGGUGGUACAGUGGAAUGUGGGAUCCCACCAGAACAUCACAGAAGAAAGCUUCUCCCUCUUCUGGUUGCUGGAGCCCAGGAUAGAGAUUGUUGUGGUGGGCACUGGAAACAGGACUGAGCGGCUACACUCUAAGGUGCUGCAAGCCAUUAGGCAGCGGGGCAUCGCUCUGGAAGUGCAAGACACACCCAGUGCCUGUGCCACCUUCAACUUCCUGUGUCAUGAAGGCCGAAUGACAGGAGCUGUACUCAUCCCCCCACCUGGAGAGACUUCACUCACAUAUAUGAGCCAAGAUGCAGAAUGAACAGGAAGUUAUCAGCUGUUCAGGAGGGACACUUUUAUAAAAAAGUGCAGAUGUUCCCAUUGUUUUCACUGUCCUCUCCAUUGGCGCUAAACACUUUUCAUGCUUGACAGGAAUAUAAUUUAUACAAUUCUCCCA
Molecule: messenger RNA, 841 nt
Organism: Ictidomys tridecemlineatus (thirteen-lined ground squirrel)
Lineage: Eukaryota; Metazoa; Chordata; Mammalia; Rodentia; Sciuridae
Gene: Ndufaf3
Product: NADH:ubiquinone oxidoreductase complex assembly factor 3
Biological process (GO): mitochondrial respiratory chain complex I assembly
Cellular component (GO): mitochondrial inner membrane
Source: RefSeq, a predicted model, not a curated record